Cryphonectria parasitica EP155 is the source of this 1765-nucleotide messenger RNA. RefSeq lists its product as uncharacterized. The coding region runs from base 183 to 1583 and encodes 466 amino acids. The transcript has 6 exons. Gene Ontology annotation, biological process: transmembrane transport; metal ion transport. NCBI's taxonomy places the organism in Eukaryota, Fungi, Ascomycota, Sordariomycetes, Diaporthales, Cryphonectriaceae. Gene Ontology annotation, cellular component: membrane. Gene Ontology annotation, molecular function: metal ion transmembrane transporter activity. The record is from RefSeq and is a predicted model, not a curated record.
GUUCUAAGUUGCCCGAGGACAUGGAGUAGUACAAUCGUCCUUCAGAGCCACCAAGACUCUCGGUGACUUGACAUGUUCACUCUUCGCCAUAUUCUCUUGAUAUAACGAACCAACCUCGCUUGCAUGCUCUGGUCUCAGGUUGUCUUCUAGGACCAAACAUCAAAUUCGAGUCGCAAGUCAAUAUGGACUGGUUGUCUCGCAGUAAUCAGUUCGAAACAGGAGACAAGACAGACAUUGGCUUUCAUCCUGAGCAACCCUGCAGGAUUCGCAUUAUCGAAAUUCAGGAAGACAAUGAUGGCAAUGUGGACAUCAAUCCAAGUACUAUUGAGUCUCAAGACGGUUACGUUGCAUGGGCACAACAAAUCGGCCCAUCACUGCGUAUGGAACAUCGUCCCACAUUUUGCCUGGUUAUGCAUCAACGUCUGAGAGGGCCACAUGACACACUGAAGGCCACCGCUCUUCCGUACGAUGACCAGACAUUUACGAAAGUCUGCACAGAAUUGUGUCAACACAGAUCGCUAGCUGGUGUCAUAGCCAGAGAUUCGACUGCAGUCUUGAAUAUCAGACACGUGAAUUGGGAUUUUGGGGCUUCUAGUUGCCCCUCAGUAGUGUACCACUGCAAGUCGGAUACUGAGUCUCUUCCCAGAGACGAAGAUAUUGUGCUGUCGGCUACCUGCUUUACUAACAAGCCCGUGAUACUUGCAGUAGCAUAUGGCUGCACAGAUGAUGUCCUUGAGGAUAUAGAAGCUUGGCUCGAGCGAAUCAAGACCUCAGUAUUCCAUCGGCUCGUACUUCCUAUGCUGUUUGCCGAGCUAGAGCGCAAGCGACUCCUGGAUGCCAUGGAAUAUAAGUCGACAGACCUUGAUCAGAAGAUCCUCGACUUGAAAAAUCAACUCAAGAACGAAAGAACCGUUUCCCGCUCUCUUCUCGCAAGGAAUAACGAGAAAAGGACAGAAAUCAAAUUAACAGAAAGGGAUGCCGAAGCUGUCGAACUAUGGCGGUCAAUAAGUCAGCUGAAGAAUGGGAUCCAGACCCUGCUUGCUCUUCUUGAAUCGAUGAACAGCCACCUGAAAGAUUCAUCCAAGAUGCGAUCGAAUAAUGACCCACAUGGCGCUGAAGUAUACCCUCACGAAAAGGAGAGUGAGAUGCAUAUUGAGUCAAGAUUAGAUGAGAUGAUAGCUGAGAUUAACAGCAAGUUGCGACAUUGCCAGGGCCUUCUGGACGGCAUGGCUCUCGCUAUGCAAAUGGAAAGAGAUUACUACACAAGGCAGGAUUCAAGAGCGAGUUACAGUCUCGCACGAGCCUCAAGCAGAGAUGGCAGCACAAUGAAAAUUAUUUCUAGGCUGGGCAUGUAUUUCCUGCCUCCAACGUUCCUCGCUGGGCUGUUCUCCAUGAGCUUUUUCAAUUGGAUACCUUCGAAUAGUCAGAUCAUCGUUUCACCCUGGAUAGCUCUGUAUGCAGGACUUGCUGCGCUCUUCACCAUUUUCACCUGGGUAUAUUCUAAGCGGAUGGAUAUAGUAGCGGAGAUAGAGAACGAAAAGACGUUGAGAGAUGUGGAUAGCGAUGGGGGUGAGAUUGUUUGAAAGUUUGUCUGGAGUACCCUGCACACUGCAGCACGUUAGCAGGGAAACAAAUCCUCGAGCUCCAUCACAACGCGGGCCAGGCAGACUCUCUCAUCUAUUUGCAUGUGAUGCGGCAACAUUUGUUGAUAGUGAAGGGCAAUGAAUGCAAUCCCAGCCAUCCUUCAAAUCAUGAUAUAUCAACC